CGCCAGAAUCAAGUUCAGUCGCGCCGCAAACGCGUUGCGGAAAUGUUUUGUUGUGAGCAUCGUCGGCAACAGCAGCCUCCUGUACGCAGCUACGCGCGCUGCUCCUUGCUCAGCCUCUAAGCAAAAGUAAACAACAAACGCACCAAAAAAAAAAAACAAAAAUCAAAACAAGAAAAGAACGAUAAAAAAUCUAAAGAAAGAAGGAUUUUUUUGCGAAACUUCCAGCCUCGCUCUCUGAUCUUGGUUUGCGCUGACGUCAUGAGUCGUCGGGCGGUGACGCUGACAUCGCUGCUGCUGGCGCUGCUGCUCAGCCAGCGAUUGACGCCGAGCUUCGGCUCCGCGGUGCUCAUAUCGGACAUGACGAUGACCAUGAUGGUGGAGCUGUCAUCGCGGCAUCCCUUCUGCAAGAUGCACACGGAUCGGGGCGACAUCCAGCGGAUGCUGCUACAGUCGGAUCCGCGACGCAUACGCCAGGUGCCGCGCGAGUCGGUCGUGGAGCUGGAGGAGGUCUGCCGCCGGCAGGGAUCGUACGGGCACGAGUUUCGCGGCGGCCUGGGCUUCAUCUAUCCGGGCACCAAGUGGUGCGGCCCAGGCACCGCCGCCACCAGCUACGACGACCUGGGCCCGCAUGUGAGGGAGGAUCGCUGCUGUCGCGAGCACGACAUGUGCCCCGAUGUGCUCAACGUGGGCGACUGCCGGCGCGGCCUCUGCAACCGGGGCACCUUCACGCGCUCCCAUUGCGAUUGCGAUGCGCGGUUCAGGCGCUGCCUGCAGGCGGCCAACACGGAGACGGCCAACACGCUGGGCGCGAUCUUCUACAAUGUGGUGCAGGUGACCUGCUUCCAGGAGCGCAGCCCGUGCUCGGCACACCAAAGAGCCGGCUACAAUCAGACGGAGCAGGAUACCAUCUGCGCCCAGUGGCAGUAUCAGCCCUCGGAGAAGUAUGUUCCCAGCCAGCCGCGCACCUCCUAGAUGAUGAUGAUGAUGAUCAUAAUGAUGAUGAUGAUGAUGAUGAUGAUAAUGAUGAUGAUGAUAUUCUGCAACAAUCAAAUACAAAUAGUAUAGCCCACCCUUUACCGCCCCACAGCCCUCAUAGAUCAAUCACAGUUCCGCCGUUGAGCCUGAUGCCUGGAACAGAAACCGGUGCCAAAAUGUGCAGCAGCUGCGCAGAGACAAACAUAUAUUUUUUCAUAACUAUUAUAAACAUACAAAGGCAAUGCAUUCCAUAUAUAUUUACAAUACAUAGAUAUAUAUACAUAUAUAUAUAUAUAUAUACCAUGAUCUGAGUGCGAAUAAAAGUUCAAGCUUGCUUAUGAAAAAUGAGCAUAUUUUAAA
Drosophila mojavensis is the source of this 1335-nucleotide messenger RNA. RefSeq names its product acidic phospholipase A2 PA4. NCBI's taxonomy places the organism in Eukaryota, Metazoa, Arthropoda, Insecta, Diptera, Drosophilidae. The coding region runs from base 259 to 972 and encodes 237 amino acids. The record is from RefSeq and is a predicted model, not a curated record. The transcript has 4 exons. Gene Ontology annotation, biological process: arachidonate secretion; phospholipid metabolic process.